Molecule: messenger RNA, 2293 nt
Organism: Onychostoma macrolepis
Lineage: Eukaryota; Metazoa; Chordata; Actinopteri; Cypriniformes; Cyprinidae
Gene: pla2g12b
Product: phospholipase A2, group XIIB
Exons: 4
Coding region: 117-836 (239 amino acids)
Biological process (GO): arachidonate secretion; phospholipid metabolic process; lipid catabolic process
Cellular component (GO): extracellular region
Molecular function (GO): calcium ion binding; A2-type glycerophospholipase activity
Source: RefSeq, a predicted model, not a curated record
GCACUAUCAACAGAGUCUGUUUGUGCUGCUCAAUCUUUUCUUUCUAAGCCCUUCGGCUUUAUCGGUCUCCCCUUCUUCUUGGACCCUACAGACCUCAUAGGACCCGGGGCCACAUCAUGUUUCCACGUGCACUGCCGCUGCUGCUGCUAUGUAUCUCCACAGGCUUGGCUGCUACGCUUAUACAGGCCUCUGCUGAUGCAGCUGCGGUGGAUUCUCCAGCUGACGGCUCUGUUUUACCUGAAGCUCAGGCUGGUGAAACCCCAGAUAACAACUUGAUGGCAGAUGCCCCUGUUGUGGGAAAACCUGCAGAGACCCAGAGCUCCACAGAAGAAUCUGAAGAUGAUUCAGACUGGGGCUUAGGUUCUAUCAGAGGGGGUUUCCAGGCAGUGAAUGGCUAUUUUGACUCUAUACUGGAGCUGAUGGGGGGUCGAGAUGGUGUAUGUCAGUACCGCUGUAGAUAUGGUAAAGCUCCUCAGCCUCGUACUGGAUAUCAAAUGCCGGAGCCUGAUGGUUGUAGCACCUCACUGCUUGGCUUCCAGGUACCGGACAGUUUUGAUAUUGGUGUCCCAGCCAUGACCAAAUGUUGUAACCAGCUAGACAUUUGCUAUGACACCUGUGGCUCUAACAAGUACCGCUGUGACACCAAAUUCCGCUGGUGCCUCCAUAGCAUCUGUGGUGACCUGAAGAAGAGUCUGGGUCUCAUGGCUAAAGUUGAAGCCUGUGAGACCUUUGCAGACACCAUGUAUAACACCGUGUGGACUUUGGGCUGCAGGCCCUUCAUGAACGGCCAGAGGGCAGCCUGCUAUUGUGAAGGAGACGAGAAGGAUGAGCUGUGAAGACCUACAAACCACAAAAACACACCACCUUCAACACAUAUAAACACUUUACAAGUUCAAACUACUCCACACUAGGGGUCAGUAUUAGAAUGAAUCUCAUUAAGACCCACCCUGGUCACAUUACACCACAAAAAUGAAAAGAACAAUUAGGCAGAUUUACUGUUUUUGGAUUCUCAUUUGUUUAUUAUAGUUAUUUUAUUUAUCAUUAUUAUUAUUAUUUUUAAUAAUUGUAAUUAUUAUCAGCAUACAUUAAGUGCUGUAUAUGACAGACAUACUACUGCAAUGUAAUGUGAUAUUUAUUUUAUUUGCAUUGCAGCAAAAGAGGUUUUUUUUUUUUUUUUUCAUAAUUGAAAUGAAAACUUUGCAGAAAUUAGGCUAAUCUUCCUAAAAAUGUCAUAAAGCAAGCAAAAAAAAAAAAAAAAUCAAACAAGCAAAUGUAUUGGUCCUAAAAUUGAAAUUUUUUGAAAGUGUAUAUUUUCAUCCAUAUUUUGGGGAGGAAAUAUUACCUUUACAUUUUCUUGACAAGUUUUGUGAGAUUCACCCACUAACCCUCGAACUGGUGCUAGUGGAUUAGUUUUAGUUAAGCAGAAACUAAAAAAGUUUAUGUUGUAUGUGUGAAAGUGUCUAUCCCACAAAUUUGCAGUGUGUGGUUGUAUGUAGGUUUGUUGUAUGGGAAGACAAUAUCCAAAAUAGUUUGUGACCACUUCAUAUGUCCACUUUGAUAAACAAUAUUAAUUUGCUUACAUUAAAAAAAAGAAAAGAAAAAAAAUUCCUACAGUAUCUGACAGUGUGUUAGUAUAGAGCUACUAGUUAAUUUAUUAUUAGGAACUUUGUUCCAAACUUAAGUUGUUUUGUUUAGAAAUAAUCAAAAUAUUAUGAUUGUUGAACCUCCACAGGGUAGUGAUAUUUGUGCAAAUAAUGUUUGAUUGUCUGAAUAUCAUGUUCUGAAAACUCAAAUGUUCACCUCAGCCAAGUAGUUUUAUUUGGUUUUUGUUUUAAAUGUAAUUAAAUGCAGAAUGGGUGUUAAACAGUAACACACAUGAAUGUGUAUUGCACUGAGAGAGACAAUAUGACUACAGACUGUGACAAAAAUCAUAUUAUUGGCUGUAUAAUCAUUUUAUUUUCCCCAGUAAAACAGUGCUGAACUUAUAUGCCAAUUAGCAUUCAAAACUGUAAAAUGCCACUCAGUUUCUUGUUCUAAGCUUUAGUGAAAUGCCUAGGCUUAUACUGUUAAUAGCACACACAAUACAUAACCUACAGUACAUGCAUGUACAUGGAAAGAAUAUUUUCUAGCGAGGAUUUACAGUGUGUAGUAAAAAUAAUGUCAGAUAUAGUGGAAGGAAGCAACUGAUGCAUAAAUGUAAGAUUUCUGCAGAUACUGUAUGCAGUAUGGAUGUGUUUAAAUACAGUAAAGUAGCCUGUAGAUGGCAUUGUGGGUAAGAGAUUUUUUUUUUUAG